Molecule: messenger RNA, 354 nt
Organism: Rangifer tarandus platyrhynchus (Svalbard reindeer)
Lineage: Eukaryota; Metazoa; Chordata; Mammalia; Artiodactyla; Cervidae
Source: the annotation of a GenBank genome assembly
AUGACCCGUACUGUGUACAGACCUGACACCCUGCGGGGCGAGGCACAGGCAGCCGUCGGCCCCGUGGCUCAGCUGGCGGGCGCGGAGUGGUCCCUGACCCACCGGCUCCCCCGGGACCGCCGGGCCUCGCCCUCAGCCUCUGGCCUCCCGCCGCGGGCCAGGCGCUCCAGGCUCCUCCCCCCUCCGGAGCCGUGCUUUCUCUGCAGGGCCGCCGCCUCCAGCUCCUCCUCACCCCCUCAGAAUCACGGCAGUUCUUGGUUCCUGUCCUGUUCCUCAGACUUCACUGUGUCGAGACCCAGGUUUUCUAAUUUCAUGGCCCUAGGAAGGAACAAGCACAUGGUUCUAUCAUAUUAA